UCAGUCCAGUUCGCGCAGCGCGUCGCGCACGUUCAGUGUUUUGUUUGGCGUCGGUGCGGUCGGUACGGGUUUUACGGGGUCGAAGCGUCGCGCUAUGAGGGAUCUGGCCACAAAAAUGGCCGAACUCAAAUUUGAAGCGCCCCUGGCGCAAUUCGAGGAGUCCGACGAAUGGGGCUCGACCGAAUUCCAAUCAGCCAUGGUCAAGAACGAGAACGAGAUCAACAACAUCAACCUGAAGAAGAACAAGGAGCUGAACGACGUCCUGAACGGCUUCAGCGAGGACAUACUGAACAACGCGGUGGACGAGACGCCGGCGAAGAACGUUACCGCCAAGGGCGCCGACACGGCCUCCAUGGCCGACAAUUUCAACGAGACGUUCUCGGGCAGUCUAGAGGAUCUGGUGAACACGUUCGAUGACAAGAUCACCAAGUGUUUCGGGAACUACGACGAGUCGGUGGAGAAGCUCGCCCCCGUUCAGGUUCGGUCGCAGGAAGAGAUCAUGAACGAGUGCCAGAUGUGGUGGACGAUUACUGGCAAUUUUGGCAACAUUCUUCCAAUCGACUGGUCCAAAUCAUACGCCAGGAAGCUACACAUAGAUGCUUUACAUUUAGAAAAGGAACCUCAAACUCCGGACGACGACCUCGACCUAAGUUCGGAGGACGAGGCGGUGGCCAGCGACUUGGACAUGCACGCCCUAAUCCUGGGUGGGCUCCAUCAAGACACGGAGCCGUUGAAAACGGCCGACGAAGUUAUCCAAGAGAUCGACGACAUGAUGCAGGAGGACUCGUGUUCCGUCGACGGAUCACCCGGUUCCAGGGACUCGGGAUUGGAGAGUAACGAGGUCAUGGAAAAGGCCAAGGAGGUCUUGAGCUCUCCUUUAUAUGAAGACAAACUUCGGGAUUUGAGUCUGUCGCAGUUGAACGAGCUGUUCUUGGAGUUGGAGGUGUUGAUUAGGGAAUUUUCUGAGACGUUAAUUUCCGAGCUGGCGUUAAGAGAUGAAUUGGAGUACGAGAAGGAACUAAAGAACACAUUCAUUUCUUUGUUAUUGGCGGUGCAAAAUAAAAGGAGACAGUAUCAUGUUGAAAAGAAGAGGAGUUCCAAACAUAGCUCAGUAAAAACUCCUAGUGGAUUAGAUCCAAAGUAUUUAACAACAGUCAUUCCAUACCAUAUAGAUAGUGGACCAGCCGAUAAUCAAACUCUCCAAGUUCUCAUUAAAAUUUUGAAAGCUAUUAAUGAGGACAGUCCGACAGUUCCAACUCUGUUAACGGACUAUAUAUUAAAAGUUAUAUGUCCAACGUAAAAUCUAGCGAAGAAUAACCAAACCAUCUAAAAAUCUAGCUUAAAUAUAUUACGUCUAAGCUUACGACAUAGCACAUUUGUUUGCAAUAUUAAUUUAUUAUUUGUUUCGUUGUUGAUAUUGUUCCUUGAUUAUUAUUUUUUGUAUUUAGCGUUGUAUAUA
Molecule: messenger RNA, 1459 nt
Organism: Aethina tumida (small hive beetle)
Lineage: Eukaryota; Metazoa; Arthropoda; Insecta; Coleoptera; Nitidulidae
Gene: Unc-76
Product: fasciculation and elongation protein zeta-2
Exons: 7
Coding region: 95-1300 (401 amino acids)
Cellular component (GO): cytoplasm; axon
Source: RefSeq, a predicted model, not a curated record